This is a messenger RNA of Pungitius pungitius (ninespine stickleback), 2833 nucleotides long. RefSeq names its product leucine-rich repeat and immunoglobulin-like domain-containing nogo receptor-interacting protein 1. Gene Ontology annotation, molecular function: epidermal growth factor receptor binding. NCBI's taxonomy places the organism in Eukaryota, Metazoa, Chordata, Actinopteri, Perciformes, Gasterosteidae. Gene Ontology annotation, cellular component: extracellular matrix. The transcript is spliced from 2 exons. Bases 355 to 2181 code for a protein of 608 amino acids. The record is from RefSeq and is a predicted model, not a curated record.
UGUUGUUGCCAUGAGGACAGCGAAGCAACAGGGAAACCAAACCCGCAGCAACGCGCUUCUACGGGCGUUGGACGUUUCCGGAGAGGAGGAUGAAGCUUUGUUGUAAUGACAUGUCUCUCUAUUCCUCUCCCAUUGCAGGGUUCAUCUGGAUUUAUUUCUGAGCAAUAAAAAGGUUUUGAAGAUGAGCUGUGCGCUUUUGAAUUCUCUGUCUUUGUGUCUACAAUGUAUCCAGUGACAAUCUCAGAAAAACCCACUUGCAAAUCGGCUGCUUUUUUUUUUUUUUACAAAACAAUUGGGAAAAUGAAGCUAUCACAAUGACAAGCCUCGCAGACUGAAGAGCCGGAAGCCAACCAGAUGUUUGAGGGGAUCGCCGUCCACCAACGGCUGAGCUGGGGAGCUGUCUACCUCUUGGCAGCGAGUGUGGCUUUGUCAUCUGAGACGCCGCCGUGUCCACAGUCGUGCCGCUGCGACGCCGCGCUGCAGCAGCUCAACUGCUCCCACGGCCAACUUAGCAGAGUCCCCGACAGUCUCCCACAAAACGCUGAACUGCUAAACCUAACGCACAACAAGAUCAAGGCUCUGGUGCAACAGCAGUUCCAAAGUUUGCCGCAGCUUAUCGAUUUGGAUUUGAGUGACAACAUUAUGGCAAUAAUGGAAGUGGAAGCAUUUCUCGGCCUGGAAAGACUGAUGACUCUGCGUCUUGCUCGUAACCGCCUGAAGCUCAUUCCUGUCGGCGUGUUUGCUGGUUUGCCAAAACUAAAGGUACUGGACAUAAGCAACAAUGAGAUCCUUGUUUUUAUAGAUUUUACUUUUCGUCACCUCACUGCCCUUCGGUUUAUUAAAGCGUCAGAUAAUGACAUUGUUUUUAUCUCUCAUCAAGCUUUCGCAGGCUUGACCAGUCUGCAAGAGUUGCACCUUGAUGGCUGCAACCUCACUGCUGUGCCGACAGAGGCGCUCACACAGCUCAGUGGUUUAAGAAGUCUUUUUUUUCACCAACUGGGCUUCGCCACGCUGCAAAACUACUCUUUCCGUCAACUAGGGAGCCUCAAGGAACUCGUCAUUACUCGAUGCCGCUGGCUGGAGACCCUGUCGGGAAACAGUCUCUUUGGCCUAAAUCUUACGUCUCUAACCAUUAAACAGUGUAACCUUAGAGUGGUCCCCUACAUCCCUUUACAUCAUCUUGUAUAUCUUGUAUACCUUGACCUCUCUUUUAACCCAAUCACCGACAUUCAAGGGAACCUGCUUGGAGACAUGCUCAGACUCCAGGAGCUCCAUCUGGUGGGCUGCUUGUUGGUGCGUAUCGAAAUCGAAGCAUUUAAAGGUUUGGCUCAUUUCAAAUUGCUGAAUGUAUCUGGAAAUCUUCUCACCACACUCGAGGCGGGAGCUUUCCAGUCAGUGGACAACCUAAGAACUCUGGGACUUGAUAACAACCCACUAGCAUGCGACUGCCGUCUGCUGUGGGUGGUGCCGAGGCGACGAAAUCUGGACUUUGGUGGAAAUCCACCAACUUGCUCUACCUCGGUUCAUUUGCAGGGACAAUAUGUUCUCGACUUCACCGAAGCGGAGCUGCCGGGCCUGCUCACAUGUCGGCAGCCUCGAAUUCUGAACCGCAAACCUCCUGAAGUGAAAGUAGACCAAGGACACACGGUGGUGAUAUAUUGCAUUGCAGAAGGUGACCCUGUGCCAUCUGUCACCUGGUUGAGCCCUCAGCUAAAAACCCUGUCUCCCAUUGGUAGAAUACGGGCUGUCUCUAACGGUUCGCUGGAGGUUCGCUAUGCGCAACCUCAAGACAGUGGUACUUAUCUCUGUGUGGCAUCUAACGCUGCAGGAAACGACAGCCUGACCGUCAGCCUUCAUGUCCCAGUCUUUCCAUCAUCCGGUAAAAAACACUUUCGUCUCACAGGUUGGUUUACCUUUCCGUCCGCCUCUCCACGUGUCAAUGGAAAUCAGAUUAUCACAUUUGAUUUAAAGACAUUAUUAGUCGUGGCAACCAUAGGACUUCUUUCAUUUUUCAGCUCCGUCAGCGUAUGUUUCAUCUUCAUGUUCUUCUGGAGUAAGAGUAAAGGCCAAAUAAAGCACACAGCCACGAUAGCUUACGUCCCGCGAAGCACCGUGGCAAGCAGUAACGGAGGGAAAGGCAACUCUAUGGAGAAAAACAGGUUCACCAUGAAACUAAUUUGACUUUCACAUGGUACGAUUUGGGUAUUAAACUGUAAAACUUGCAUUUCUGUUUCCAUAUUAACUACAUUUUGGAGCAUAUAGACAUCCAACAGAGGAUGACUUUUUUGUUAGCUCCAACCAACAUUCUGAAAAAGUAAAUAAAAUAAAUACUGUAAAUUGUGCUGGUAUAAGUCCUUAUAGCAAUAAUUAGGAUUUAAGUUACAUUUGGGAAAAUCCAAACUAGCAGAGGACGUCAUUUUCAUUUUUCAUCCUUGUCAAGCUCCACUAUAACAAACCCUGAAUGUAAAGCAGCUAUAUUAAGCAAUACAUUUAAUUAGCAUAAUGCAUGUGACAUGAAGAGACAUAAAUUAAUUCAUUGUUACUUAAGCCUUUGUUUUUUUGCAUUAAAGAACUUCUUUGUUUUGAACAUUUCGUUUGAAAAAUAAUUUUUAAAAUGAAAUAAUUACCUCAGAUGGUAACCAUGUUAACGUUAUAUUGAAGUAAAUUUACACAUUGUUUGCAGAUAACGUGUAACCUCUAAUUAAUGUGUUUAUUUUGCUUGCUAGAAGAGUAAAAUAGUCACUUAUUGCUGAACUCAUUUUUCAUUGAAUGUAUUCAAUGUGUGUUUUCAUUCAAUUCCCCAAUAAAUCUCUUCAUUGAUUUUCUUUUUUAA